GUUGCUCUCAAGGCGCCGUACAUACUACUUGAAGGAAUUCUCGAGGAAGUGAAUAAAGGUUGGGGAUCCAUCGUCUUUUAAGCCCACCCGUCCUCAACAAAGUCUGGCCUAUACUCGCAACUGGGAGUCUCCCUCUAACCAUGGAGAAGUACGACCACUCGAGAGCUGCGCAGUUCAUCGGCGGUAAUACCCUCGACAAGGCCCCGUCCGGUCCUGUUGCAGAUUUCGUGAAAAGUCAUGGCGGACACACAGUCAUCACGAAGGUUCUCAUUGCCAACAAUGGUAUUGCUGCUGUGAAGGAAAUUCGUUCCAUCAGGCAAUGGAGCUAUGAAACGUUUGGGACCGAGCGUGCAGUCGAGUUCACAGUGAUGGCCACGCCAGAGGAUCUGAAGGUGAAUGCCGAAUACAUUCGCAUGGCGGACCGCUACGUGGAAGUGCCGGGCGGCUCGAACAACAAUAACUAUGCCAACGUUGACCUCAUCGUUGAUGUCGCUGAACGCGCUGGAGUACAUGCUGUGUGGGCCGGGUGGGGACAUGCUUCCGAGAACCCGCGCCUGCCGGAGAGUCUCGCUGCGAACAAGAUUGUCUUCAUUGGCCCUCCGGGGAGCGCCAUGCGCAGCCUAGGAGACAAGAUUUCCAGUACGAUCGUUGCGCAGAGCGCGGAAGUCCCGACCAUGGCGUGGUCGGGCACGGGCAUCUCGGAGACUGCAAUGUCGGAGCAGGGGUUUGUGACGGUGGCGGACGAUGUGUACAAGCGGGCAUGUGUUACGACAGUCGAGGAAGGUAUGGUAAGGGCGGAAGAGAUUGGAUACCCGGUCAUGAUCAAGGCGAGCGAAGGCGGUGGCGGUAAGGGUAUUAGGAAGGUGGAGGCACCCGAGCAGUUCAAGAACGCGUUCAGUGCAGUGGCAGGAGAGAUUCCUGGCUCUCCUAUUUUCAUUAUGAAGCUGGCGGGACAGGCGCGCCAUCUAGAGGUCCAGCUGCUUGCGGACCAGUACGGCAAUGCGAUCUCGCUUUUCGGACGUGACUGUUCGGUGCAACGGCGCCACCAGAAAAUCAUCGAAGAGGCUCCAGUCACGAUUGCCAAGCAGGACAUAUUUGAGGAGAUGGAACGCGCGGCUGUGCGCCUGGCGAAGCUGGUCGGUUAUGUCAGCGCAGGAACGGUCGAAUACUUGUACAGCCAUGCAGAGGAUGUCUUCUACUUUUUAGAACUAAAUCCGCGUCUGCAAGUUGAGCACCCGACAACGGAGAUGGUCUCCGGGGUUAAUCUGCCUGCAGCACAAUUGCAGGUCGCGAUGGGCAUUCCACUUCAUCGCAUUCGGCACAUUCGCCAGCUGUACGGUGUGGCCCCCAACGGGAUGUCUGAGAUCGACUUCGAGAUGGUUGAUCCCGAGGCGAGCAAGCUGCAGCGCAAGCCGCGCCCUAAAGGCCAUGUCGUAGCCGUGCGCAUCACCGCCGAGAACCCCGAUGCGGGUUUCAAGCCAUCCUCCGGCUCACUGCAGGAGCUCAACUUCCGCUCGAGCACAAAUGUAUGGGGCUACUUCUCCGUCGGCACGGCGGGCGGGCUGCACGAGUUCGCGGACUCUCAGUUCGGUCACAUCUUCGCGUACGGUGAGGACCGCGGCGAAAGUCGGAAGAACAUGGUUGUCGCGCUCAAGGAGCUGAGCAUCCGCGGCGACUUCCGCACGACCGUCGAAUAUCUGAUCAAGCUGCUGGAAUUACAGGCGUUCGAGGAGAAUACCAUCACGACGGGCUGGCUGGACUCGCUCAUCAGCGACAAGCUCACCGCUGAGCGUCCGGAUGCCACGCUUGCGGUUAUAUGCGGCGCUGUCACUAAGGCACACCUUGCUUCGGAGGCGUCGUGGGCAGAGUACAAGCGCAUCCUGGACAAGGGCCAGGCGCCCUCGCGUGAUGUACUCAAGACAGUCUUCACGAUCGACUUCAUCUACGAUAAUGUCCGCUAUUCGUUCACUGCGACACGGUCUUCCCUGACAACCUGGACGCUCUACCUGAACGGCGGCAGGACGCUGGUCGGUUCUCGUCCUCUCGCCGAUGGCGGUCUAUUGGUACUACUGGAUGGAAAGAGCCACUCGGUCUAUUGGAGAGAGGAGGUCGGCGCACUGCGCUUGAUGAUCGACUCGAAAACGUGCUCGAUUGAGCAAGAGAACGACCCUACUCAGCUGAGGAGCCCCAGCCCGGGCAAGCUUGUCCGGUAUCUGGUCGAGAGCGGCGAUCACAUCAAUGCUGGAGAGGCCUACGCUGAAAUAGAGGUUAUGAAGAUGUAUAUGCCCCUGACCGCAUCGGAAGACGGUAUUGUGCAGUUUGUGAAGCAACCGGGUGUAAGCUUGGAUCCAGGUGCGAUCAUCGGUAUCCUUACGCUUGACGAUCCCGCCCGCGUGAAGCACGCGAAGCCAUUCGAGGGCCUCCUGCCUGCUAUGGGUCCCCCAAAUGUCAUCGGGAACAAGCCACAUCAGCGCCUCCGUCACUACUUGAACAUCCUGAAUGACAUUCUGGACGGCUUCGACAACCAGGCAAUUAUGGCUUCCACCUUCAAGGACCUCAUCUCGGUGCUCGAGAACCCGGAUUUGCCGUUCUCGGAAGUGUCAGCCAUCCUGUCGGCUUUGUCUGGUCGAAUAUCUUCGAAGCUCGAGGACAGCAUUCGUGCUGCAAUCGAGACUGCACGAGGUAAAGGUGAUGCGACCGAGUUCCCGGCGGUGCGCAUCAAGAAACUGAUGGAGCACUUCAUGGAGGACAACAUCCGUGCGCAGGACCGGCCGAUGUUCCGGACGCAGCUCAGUGCGCUGUUUGAUGUCGUCGAGCGGUACUCGAAUGGCCUGAGGGGGCAUGAGGUCAACACGAUCGCGGAGUUGCUGGCGCGCUACGAAGAGACGGAGAAGCUAUUCGGUGGGAGCAUUGAAGCGCGCGUGCUUGCGCUGCGCGAGCAAUACAAGGACGACCUGGAAAAGGUCGCGCAGCUCGUCCUGAGUCAUAUGAUGGCGCAGCGUAAGGGACGACUGGUUACGCUUAUCCUCGAUCACGUUAAGAACAGUGGCUCAACUGUGUCGAACCCGGACAGCAAGCUGUAUCAGGUGCUGCAGGGGUUGGCGUCACUAGAGGCGAGGUCAUCCACGCAGGUAGCGCUGAAGGCUCGGGAGGUCCUCAUCUCAUGUCAGAUGCCUUCAUAUGAGGAGCGCAAGGGACAGAUGCAGGGUAUCCUCAAGGCUUCGGUCACGAAUAGUUUCUAUGGCGAGCAGGGCAAUGACGUCAGACAACCAUCUGCGGAUGUGCUGAGAGAGCUGAUCGACUCGAGAUAUACGGUGUAUGACGUGCUGCCGACAUUCUUUAAUUUCCACGAGCAGUGGGUCACAUUUGCUGCACUGGAAGUCUAUGUCAGGCGUGCAUAUCGUGCCUACAGCUUGCUAUCUAUCGAUUACGAGGAGGGUGAUGGUCUUGACGACGGGGAUGCUCCUCACAUCGUUACCUGGCGAUUCAACCUUCCUCAGUCGCAUUCGCCACCCACAACUCCUAGCCUUGCCAACGUUGCUCGCAGGCAGGCGUCUGUCAGCGAUCUGACAUACAUGAUCAACAAACACCAGAAGCAACCUCUGCGUACCGGUGCCAUCGCAUCGUUCCCGAAUUUUGCGGCGCUGACGAGGGGCUUCGACAAGGUCGCGAGCACCCUGCCGCCAUUCGACGUUCAAGAGUACCGCGAGCGAUACGGAGCUAAUAAUCAGCCUCCUAAUGUCCUGAAUAUGGCGCUCAGAAUCUUCAAGGAGACCGAUGACUUGUCGGAUAGUGCUUGGUACGAGAAGGCCCAUGAACUGGUCAACCAGCGGAGCCGUGUUCUCGCUCAGCGUGGUGUUCGACGUAUCUCCAUUCUUAUCUGCAGACCCGGCUUGUACCCGCAAUACUUCACUCUGCGCAACAUGGGCUCGUCCUGGGAGGAAGAGCAGGCCAUCCGUAACGUUGAGCCGGCGCUCGCGUACCAGCUGGAGCUCAGCCGGUUGUCAAACUAUAACCUUACACCGUGCUUCACGGAGAGCAAGCAGCUCCACAUCUACCAUGCUGUCGCGCGCGAGAACCAACUGGACAGCCGGUUCUUUAUUCGAGCUCUUGUUCGGCCUGGUCGCGUCCGUGGCGACAUGAACACGGCCAAGUACCUGAUCUCCGAGACCGAUCGUCUUGUUACGAACAUCCUGGACACCCUCGAGGUGGUAUCUGCCCAGCACAGAAAUGCGGAUGUCAACCAUAUCUUUAUGAACUUCAUCUACAACCUCCCUGUCACUUAUGAGGAUGUCCUCGAGGCGAUUGCAGGAUUCAUCGAGCGACAUGGCAAGCGCCUCUGGCGUCUGCAUGUCACCGGAUCGGAGAUCCGUAUCGUUCUCGAGGACAAUGAAGGCAACGUUAUGCCGAUCCGCUGCAUCGUCGAGAACGUCUCCGGCUUCAUCGUGAACUAUCACGGCUACCAGGAGAUCACCACAGACAAGGGUACCACAAUCCUGAAAUCGAUCGGCGAGAAAGGCCCUCUUCAUUUGCAGCCAGUUCACCAACCGUAUCCGACCAAGGAGUCGCUGCAGCCGAAGCGAUACCAAGCUCACCUUAUUGGCACGACUUAUGUGUACGACUUCCCCGACCUCUUCUCUAAAGCAUUAAGCAACGUCUGGGCAAAGGCGCGCACCCUCAACAACUCAUGUCCGUUGCCGAAGAAGGUUCUCGAGUCGAGAGAGCUGAUCUUGGACGAGAACGACCAGCUACAGGAGGUUGACAGAGCACCUGGCAACAACACUUGUGGUAUGGUGGGAUGGGUCUUCACGUUGCGCACGCCGGAAUGCCCGGACGGACGCCGAGCUGUGGUCAUCGCGAACGAUAUCACGUAUAAGAUCGGCUCGUUCGGCCCCGAGGAAGACCAGUUCUUCUACUUAGUUUCGCAAUAUGCGCGCGAGCAGGGAUUGCCCCGCAUUUACUUGUCCGCGAAUUCAGGCGCUCGUAUCGGGUUGGCAGAGGAGGUGAUGAGCCUUUUCUCAUGUGCUUGGAAUGAUCCAGCACAUCCAGAGAAGGGUGUUGACUACCUCUAUCUCACCCACGAGAACUUCCUCAAGCUGCAGGAGAAGGCUGCAAGUUCCGCACGGACCGUAGAAGUCGAACAUGGUGGCGAGCUUCGCCACAAAAUCGUUGAUAUAAUCGGUCUUCAGGAUGGGCUCGGCGUGGAGUGUCUGAAGGGUUCUGGUCUCAUUGCCGGCGAGACAUCUCGUGCGUACGACGACAUUUUCACGAUCACCCUCGUUACUGCUCGAUCCGUUGGUAUCGGUGCAUACCUCGUUCGCCUUGGCGAACGUGCUGUCCAGGUCGAAGGCCAGCCGAUCAUUCUUACUGGCGCACCGGCACUCAACAAGGUGCUCGGACGAGAGGUGUACACUUCCAACCUGCAGCUUGGUGGCACCCAAAUCAUGUACAAGAACGGUGUGUCGCACCUGACAGCGAGCAGCGAUCUGGAGGGCGCCACACAUAUCCUCGAGUGGCUCUCCUACGUGCCAGAAGUCAAGGGUGCUCCGCUGCCUAUUGUCGAGUCUGCUGAUCCGUGGGACCGUGACAUUGGGUACAGCCCGCCCAAGGGUCCAUACGACCCGAGGUGGUUCAUUGAGGGCAAGACAGACGAGACUACGUCGGAAUGGAUGCCUGGCUUCUUCGACAAGGGAUCCUUCCAGGAGACGUUGAGCGGAUGGGCGCAGACUGUCGUCGUGGGACGUGCUCGCCUUGGAGGCAUCCCUAUGGGUGUCAUUGCUGUUGAGACGCGUACGGUUGAGCGACUCGUCCCCGCCGAUCCUGCCAACCCUACGUCGUUCGAGCAGCGUAUCAUGGAGGCUGGCCAAGUGUGGUACCCUAACUCGGCGUACAAGACAGCGCAAGCCAUCUUCGACUUCAACCGCGAAGGCCUCCCGCUGAUCAUCUUCGCUAAUUGGCGUGGCUUCUCUGGCGGACAGCAAGACAUGUACGAUGAAAUCCUAAAGCAAGGUUCGAAGAUUGUCGACGGUCUCUCGAGCUACAAGCAACCGGUGUUUGUGUACAUUGUGCCGAAUGGCGAGCUUCGCGGUGGCGCGUGGGUCGUGCUUGAUCCUUCCAUCAAUUCGCAGCAGAUGGAAAUGUAUGCAGACGUCGAUUCGCGAGCGGGUGUUCUUGAGCCAGAGGGUAUCGUGGAGAUCAAGAUGCGACGCGACAAGAUCCUCAAGUUGAUGGAGCGUCUAGACUCAACAUAUGCUACGCUCAAGAAGGACAGCACGGACUCCUCGAAGAAUGCUGAUGAACGUGCGGCCGCAAUGGAUGCGCUUGCGCAAAGGGAGACGCUCUUGCAGCCUACUUACAAGCAAAUUGCUCUGCUUUACGCCGAUCUACAUGAUCGUGUUGGUCGCAUGGAAGCCAAGGGUUGUGCGAAAUCAAUGGUCUGGAAGGAUGCUCGACGACGCUUCUAUUGGUCCGUUCGAGCUAAGAUCGCUUGGUCCGCUGCAAUGGCAGAGCUUGCCGAGGCAAGUCCAGAUUCAAGUACUGAAUAUCGUACCACUCUGCUCGAAAGGCUUGCAUCCGUUGAUAGCAGCACGGAACGGCGCGCGGUGGCUGAGGUGCUGGAGGCACUCGACCUCACUGCCGCAGUUGCCCAGUUGAAAGCAGACCACCUAAUGCGGAGCAUGCUUGCUCUGGCCCAUGAGGACCGCAAGGCGACGCUGGAUGGACUGAUCCGCCUUGUGGAUAACCUGACGGAUGACGAAAAGGCGACACUCACCGGUGCGCUACAGAAUUCUGGCCGUUCUCCAGGGCCACCGUCCUAUUCGAAUGUCUCGGGUACAGCCUAGGACUAAGAGGAUAGAUUCCACUUGAUCAUUGCGUUGUUUUUUUUUCCUUUCGGAUCAUACAUACACUUUAGAUUGUAGCAUACCCGUGUAAUAGCUCUGUUGCUGUCUGCUCUCCGCUAGCUUUUGAACACACAUCCAUGCAUGAGGUGAACUGAAUGUCGUUCCCUUUCACUGGAUAUUCGUCUGGAACGCGUUAAUUAAGCAAGACGCGUCGGGACACGGCCCAA
Messenger RNA from Laetiporus sulphureus 93-53, 7069 nucleotides. Its product is annotated as acetyl CoA carboxylase. The record is from RefSeq and is a predicted model, not a curated record. The coding region runs from base 141 to 6842 and encodes 2233 amino acids. The transcript has 14 exons. Gene Ontology annotation, biological process: fatty acid biosynthetic process. Lineage: Eukaryota; Fungi; Basidiomycota; Agaricomycetes; Polyporales; Laetiporaceae. Gene Ontology annotation, molecular function: acetyl-CoA carboxylase activity; ATP binding; metal ion binding.